ACCUUCAAGGUUUUUUGUAUCGUACAGCACUGCUUGCUAUCGGAAAGUGGAUGGUGAUUGGUUGCAUGAACCCCAGACUAGAAUGGGGCAGUAGAAUGGGACGUCUGGCAAUCGAAUAAGAGAGGAGGGAGGAGUGAUUUCGCGCGUUGAACGGACACCGAAUAAUUUUCGAAGGAAUUCACGAACCACAGCAUCGUCUCGAGUAAUCGAGCUGAUAAUCGAGCAGGCGAGUCCGUCCAUCGAAGCCUGAGACGAGAUGUCCGUCAUGGGAAAGCCAGUACUCUACUCCUAUUGGCGGAGUUCUUGCUCGUGGAGGGUCCGAAUUGCAUUGAAUUUGAAGGAAAUUCCAUACGAUAUAAAACCAGUUAGCUUGAUAAAGGGUGGUGGAGAACAACAUUCCAAUGAAUUUCGUGAAAUUAAUCCAAUGGAGCAGGUGCCUGCACUUCAUAUCGACAAUCAUACGUUAAUAGAAUCUCUAAAUAUCCUGCAAUAUCUGGAGGAAACUAGACCACACCGGCCCUUAAUGCCUGCAGAUCCGGUGAAAAGAGCUAGAGUUAGAGAAAUUUGCGAGGUCAUUGCCAGUGGUAUUCAACCUUUGCAAAAUUUAGUCGUGUUGAUUUAUGUCGGAGAAGAACGUAAAAAGGAAUGGGCUCAGCAUUGGAUCACUAGAGGUUUAACAGCUGUAGAAAAAUUAUUGUCAUCUAGUGCAGGAAAAUACUGUGUAGGAGAUGAAAUCACAUUAGCAGAUUGCUGCCUAAUACCACAAAUAUUUAACGCAAGGAGGUUUCUAGUUGAUUUAAGACCUUUCCCGACUAUUUUAAGGGUAGAUCGUCAUUUAGAAAAUCAUCCUGCAUUCACUGCAGCUCAUCCAAAUAAUCAGCCUGAUUGUCCUCCAGAGGCAACCAAGUAGCAAGCAAGGCAGACCACCCUUUUCCUCUUCUAAUCUAUUAGAAGUAGGAAGAGAGGUGGUCCUAUUUUGUGGUUCUAUAGUGACAAAAGGUGGUGCAACCUCACUUCCAUUAAAAUUAGUAACAUGUAAUUAUGUUAUACUGAUGAUAACAUACACAUGAAUUUUUCAAAGUAUACCUUAUUUUUUUAACAAUCGUACGUUGAUAAAUUGACUGAAAUAAUCAUGGGUACAUUUUAAAUGAAACAAUCUUUUAAUGAUUUUUAUAAGUAGCGUUUUUACUUGUUUUAGCACGAGUUUGUAAUACACCUUUUAUCACUUAUGAACUGCGUAUAAGUACUGAAAUGGCAAACAGUGUAGAGUAUUUAACUCUAUAAUAAUUUUCAUUUAUAUAUAAAAUCGAAUUACGUGCUGUGCCAUCGAUGUCGAUUAGGGACGGAACGCUGUUCCAUUUCUGUACUUAUUCAAAGGAUAGAAAUGUUGGCCUGUUUUUAAUUUUGUUAUGUUUUUUCAUUGGUUUUAUAUACACAGAAUCAAAAUUAACAAAAAAAAAAUGAAUAAAAUAAGAAUGAUAAAGAAUUCGUCUUCGUGCAGUACUUACAAUAUUACUUUGUAAAGUGUAUUGACCUAUUCUAAAUAGGUUCUGUUGUCUGAAAUCAAAAGUUUACUUUUUAUACACUUACAAUAAUAUAAUUUUUCGAUUACUUUUAGCUUACAUAGAUUAAGAAGAAGUGUUGCUAUUAAAUAAUAUUAAAUAUAACUUUAAAUUCUUUACCGAGUAUAAAGUAGCAGAUCUAACAUCGCAAACGCACAUACUUAAAUAUACACCGACUAAAUAGAAAAAAGGAAACGUGUAAUAAGGGAAUGCAGUCUGCUCAAACUUCAUAAUAUUGAGGAAUGAAAAGUACAAAUCAAAUUCUUUUCUUUCGAAAGCUUUCGUCUUUGGCUACGUUUCGUUACUCCCUGUAUCCACGAAAUGAAACAUAAAAAUGUUAGAUGCAAAUGCAAACUUUCGUUUCUGGUACUUCUUAUUUCUUUUUUAAUUGUCAUAUAUAACACAAAAGCUCGUGAUGCGUACGUUAAAUAAAACGUACCUAUUCCUUCGUAAACAUUCCGCAAACAUACCGAAAACUAAAACGACAGAAAUAGAAAAGAAAUAUUGUUAACGUUUGUACUGAAUAAUUUUUUUAAGUAAUCUUUCUUUACAAAUAGAUACAAACGAUAACCAAGAGUGGAUCGUAGAAAAAUUCAUCGAAUAUUUCUACGUUUCAUUAUUGAGCACACUCGAAUACUUGACAGUGUAUUUUUUGCGAGACAUAAUCUUAUAUAGAGAUACAUUUUUUUAUUGUACCGCCUAUAUUGUAUAACUUCUAUAUAUAUAUAUAUAUACUAUAUAUAUAUAUAUAUAUUUUGUAGUUUUAUACAUAAAGUGAUACGUUUAUUAAUACGACAAAGGCUACAAGACUUCAAAGAUAAUACUGUACUUGUGUGUCGAACAAUGUUAAUAAUUUUCUAUCUGUUAGCAUCGUUCCUUAUUGCCGGCUUCCUUCUUGCCGUCAUUUUUCCACAAAGAACAAAGACUAAUCUUGAUUUCCAACGAGGGUCGUAUGAUCAUGAAUUAACAUUCUGGAAAAUAUUGUACGACACAGAAACGGAGGGGUAUUUGUUUGCACGUUUCUUCGCGCUAGACGAUUAGUAAUUGUUAUAAUUUAUAUUAUAAUGAAGAAGGAGAAUAACAGAGAUAUACAUUUCAUAUUUAAACGCGUGUGCAUUAUGUAAGCGAGUGACUAGAUAAUAAUGUAUAUAAUUUUUAUACCAACAAGUUUUAUGGCUCCAUGCAGGAAAACCAGUCUAGAUUAUUAACAAGAGUGUUUUUCGUAUAGCAUCUCUUAAAGCGUACAGCAUAAAUGUUUUAUAACGAGAAGGAGGAAUGAAUGCAAACAACUGAUACCCUUCCUUAAUCGCACAACAGAAUCUGUUCUUCAUUAUUGAAUGAAAGGAGGAGAGACUUAGAUGUUUUUAACUAUAUUUGUUAUUUUUACAACUGAGUAUUGAUAACAAGUGAGAUGAAUAAUAUUUUGGUGGAAAGUUUUUAUUUAAUCUACGGUAAUUGCUUGGAAACACAUUUGUGAAAUGAGAUACCGACAACUACUUUUAACGUACGCUGCUUUUACGCUCUAUUAGCUUGUUCGCGAACACGUGUGUGCGAGUCUGUAACGAAAAUAUUCUCGUUUCCUACACGUUCCGUGCUGCAUAAAUCACGUAUGGAGAACAGGUGCAAGAUACUAUAUCUUAUUGCUUAAUUAUUAUAGAAAGCUGUGGUUAUAAUACAUUCAUUAUCCUCUUGUUUCGCUUUUUAGUCUUCCACGCUUGAUCCGAGAAAGUUGUGCCUCUGAAUCAGUGGACACGGAACGUGUUUAAAACCACAGACACACAUAUGACACACGCAGGACAUAGAGAAUGAAUUAUUGUAUAGCUGAACGAGGUUAAAGGCGAUAACGAGUUAGAACUUUUAUUUCCACUGGUCCUAAAUAGACUUUAGUUAGGUAGAGCUGCGUACCAUUUGUAAAAGGAUGCGUGAGGUAAUUGUAGAAGGAGCAAAUGCGACUAUGUAUAAAAUAAGAAUACAAACAAGAAACUUAACGGGAAAACAAACGAACCGAUAUGAUACGCAUAGAUAUUUUGUAAGUGAAAAAAAAAAAAUGAAUUAUGUACGUUCACUGCUUAUGAGGAAUAAUAAAUUCUGUGUCAUAGUGUAUGGGUCUUUAAUUUGAAAAUCUAAGAAGAUUAGGUGGGGAAUAGAAAUCGUCAUCAACUCAAUUAAUUAGUAAUAAUGAGCACUCGAUCAUUCCUGUGAUCUCAUUGUAAACUGUAAUCAAAAGAAUAAAUGGUAGAAAGACUCGCGGUUUGUAUUUCCCGCCACUCUGUUCGCGCAUGCGCGUUUGGCACAUCACUCCCAUUUGAAAAGAGUAUACACUUAUGGAGGUGCGUUUACCGCAGUAACAACAUUAUGUCUUUAUUGAUAGGAUUAUUCUCGUGUUAGCAAAUUAAUCGUUGCACGAUGGAACAAUGAAAACAAUGAAACGGAAAUACACGCAGUUUGACAAACUAUGAUAUAGAAUGCAACUUACCCGGUAUAAGAAGUUUCAAACAAUCCACCGUGGAAUAUUCCAAACAAUUGGUACACGCAUGUAUUGAAACGAAAAUAGACCGAAGCAAAAGCAAACUGUCCAUACUUAUGCUUUUCCCUUUCAACGACAAGCGUUCUUAUUUCUAAACUAGAUACUCUUUCGUUUUCAAUAUCUUUAUUACAAAUCCAUCGUGUAAAAAAAUACAUUCCCUUAUCUAUACUGACUAGUUAGAAUAGCACCUUUUCGACGUCGAAUUUUUGUACGCUGACGAAAUGCAUUGGGAACCAAAUAGGUCCCAAAUUACCGUGUAGAGGGCGUUGAAACAGAAGAGGGUUCAAGAUCUCGUUCCCUUCCAUUGCUUUUUUAUACGGUACAAGAAGUACUGUCUUGUAGGUCUUGAACCUUUUUCUUGUAACACCUUGUACACCAGAUGAUAUGCUAUUCCAAACGCGAGGUACAACAAUAAAAAAAAUAUGACACGGUUAUAACGAGUAACAUUAAAUAAUAUUAAUCGAAAUCUGUGAUGUACCUCUGCGCUCUUUUUUUUAUCGUUCGACGGUGCUACGAAACAUUGAAUGUACGAUUUCAUCGUUUCACUCGCUGUACAACAGACGAGAUGAACGAGAGGAUCCUCGUCACUUUUAUAUCGCAUACAAACACACUUUUCUUCUUUUACUUUUCUUUUCUUCGCGCACAUAUACGGUAGACUUACAGACUAAUGGAACGAUCUAAAAAUUCUAUAUACACAUUAUCGAUCAGGUAUUUUACAGGUACACGUGCUACCAUUAGGGUGUUUCAUCAAAAUUCGGAAGAUUCGUGACCUUCCCAAUUUCGACAAAAUUACAAAUUUGCUUAGGAUCAACUGGAUGUUAUAUUGGACAGAGAGUGAAAGAGGAAGAAAAAGAGAACCGUAGGUGCUCCAUGGAUACCGGAGACUUACACAGGGCGUUUCAAGAAAGAUGUACACCGUUACUUAGGUGGCACCAAGAUGGCGGCCGCCGAACAGCUGAUCGUUCGAAAACUUAAUCUUCAAUCGCUUAUACUACAGAAACACAGCCCCUGUUUUAUGCAAUUUUCAUGGUGUAUGUCUCUUUUCAACCCCUUGCCUUAAAAUUUCUUUCUCGAAUACGACUGCUAUAAUUACUACUAAAUUGCGAAUGUUCAUGCAUUUACGAUAGUGUACUUAACCCCUCCGUUAAUAGACUACCAAUGGACACUAUGAACGUGACUUGAUGUCAGAAGGCAAGGGGUUAAGAUAAAAAUAAGAAGAAUUCUGUGAGCUCAGAGAAACUUGACGAAAUGAGAAAGAAAGAAAGAAGAAUGCGUAUGACGAUCAUACAACGACAACUGAAUGGAUAAAAUGGAUGGAUCGAUGGAGCAAAUGGAUGGACGCUCGGUGGCCAGGUCAUGAAAUGAAGAACAACAGAAUGCAUUUAAUGAGCGAUUGUUUAUUAUGCUCUUAUGGUCACUUGUCAUACAGGUAACGAUGCUUUCUCAUGAGUGAAAAUAGUUAAUAUAUUAUGUUUAAUUAUUUAUAAUUAUUUAACAUUGAAUGGAAUAACUCUCUGAUGAUGAAAGAAUAACAAUUCAUGGAUGCAAAUAAAUGUGGUUAGAGCGUGUAAAGUAAUUAUUUAGAUUAAAAUUCAAAAAAUGCUGUGAACUAAUUGUGUGUGUAUAUAUAUAAUAUAUACUUCAUCAAUAACAAUGUAGCGGUGCCCAAGAGGUCACGAUGUGGGUGGUAAUACCCAACAAACAUUUUAACCAGCAAAAUUAUCAAAUAAAAAAAAAAGAAAGAAAAGAACGUAUCGUUCCGUCGUAUCGCGUUCUUGAUCAACAGAGACUUCUCGUAUAUGUAUGCGUGUGUGUGUGUGUGUAAUGUGUGUAUGUAUGUUUAAUAGGCUUGCAAAAGCCCUUUGUGAUGCAUGCUCGCUUGUCUUUCGCGGUUUAACCGAUCUCUAUCAUCUCGAGUAUCACACUUUGAUCCUUCUGAUAUUCGUUUCGUUCGUGAAUUUCGCGUCGAACGAUUCGCCUGAUCGAAUGCAAUAAUAUUCCCCUUUCUUUCAAUGAUAAAAGAUACGAUGUACAGGU
Molecule: messenger RNA, 6126 nt
Organism: Osmia bicornis bicornis
Lineage: Eukaryota; Metazoa; Arthropoda; Insecta; Hymenoptera; Megachilidae
Product: probable maleylacetoacetate isomerase 2
Exons: 5
Coding region: 257-910 (217 amino acids)
Biological process (GO): L-phenylalanine catabolic process; glutathione metabolic process
Cellular component (GO): cytoplasm; mitochondrion
Molecular function (GO): glutathione transferase activity; maleylacetoacetate isomerase activity
Source: RefSeq, a predicted model, not a curated record